Molecule: messenger RNA, 1146 nt
Organism: Drosophila melanogaster (fruit fly)
Lineage: Eukaryota; Metazoa; Arthropoda; Insecta; Diptera; Drosophilidae
Gene: Gr39a
Product: gustatory receptor 39a
Exons: 4
Coding region: 1-1146 (381 amino acids)
Biological process (GO): sensory perception of taste; detection of chemical stimulus involved in sensory perception of taste
Cellular component (GO): plasma membrane; membrane
Source: RefSeq, marked reviewed
AUGGACUUCCAACCAGGUGAACUCUGUGCUUACUACCGCCUUUGCCGAUAUCUAGGGAUAUUCUGUAUUGAUUAUAAUCCCACUAAAAAGAAAUUCCGACUGCGGCGCAGUGUUCUCUGUUACAUAGUUCAUUUUGCCUUGCAAGCCUACUUAGUUGGUUGCAUCUCCGUCAUGGUCACAUAUUGGCGUAGGUGCUUCAAAAGCGAGCUUACCACGACUGGAAACCACUUCGACCGUCUUGUAAUGGUAAUUGCCCUUGGUAUUCUGGUUGUCCAGAAUGCGUGGCUCAUCUGGCUGCAAGCCCCACACCUACGAAUUGUCAGGCAAAUAGAGUUUUAUCGAAGGAAUCACUUGGCUAAUGUUCGACUGCUCCUCCCCAAACGUCUGCUUUGGCUAAUUAUUGCAACCAAUGUUGUCUACAUGGCUAACUUCAUUAAGACGUGCAUAUUCGAAUGGCUGACGGAUGCUUCUCGACUUUUUGUCAUUACCUCCUUGGGAUUUCCUUUACGAUAUCUGGUUACUAGCUUUACAAUGGGCACAUAUUUUUGCAUGGUGCAUAUUGUACGCCUGGUGCUCGACUGGAAUCAGUCGCAGAUUAACGCGAUAAUAGAUGAAUCGGCAGACCUCAAAAUGACUAGCCCCAAUCGUCUGCGUUUACGUGUAUGCCUGGAGAUGCACGAUCGCCUGAUGCUGCUCUGCAAUGAUGAGAUCAGUCUUGUCUACGGGUUUAUAGCCUGGCUGUCUUGGAUGUUUGCCUCGCUUGAUGUAACUGGCGUAAUUUAUCUGACUAUGGUUAUUCAAACUAAAAAAUCAAUCGUUCUAAAAUUGAUAACAAACGUAGUGUGGCUUUCGCCAACUUUUAUGACGUGCGCCGCUAGCUUCAUGAGUAACCGUGUUACUAUUCAGGCAAAUAAAACAGCAAAGAUGCUGACAAAAGUACCCCGAACCGGGACUGGGUUGGAUAGAAUGAUUGAAAAAUUCUUACUCAAGAACCUUCGACAGAAGCCCAUUUUAACCGCUUAUGGAUUUUUCGCUCUGGAUAAAAGUACUUUGUUUAAGCUAUUUACUGCAAUCUUCACGUAUAUGGUUAUUCUGGUCCAAUUCAAGGAGAUGGAAAAUUCCACAAAGUCUAUUAAUAAAUUUUGA